Molecule: messenger RNA, 2124 nt
Organism: Cylindrotheca closterium
Lineage: Eukaryota; Bacillariophyta; Bacillariophyceae; Bacillariales; Bacillariaceae
Source: the annotation of a GenBank genome assembly
AUGAGUCGCAAGGGAGACAGCAUAACUUCCGCCAUUUCUUGCCAUUCUCAUUCGACGAGAACAGCUUCGGCCGUUUCCUUGGCCCAACCAGCGAGAUAUCGCCAAUUUGAAAUCGACAGUGAUGAAAACGAAGAUGCCCCGGAUUCAGACCAUGAUGCUACACUUUCAGAUGCAGCCCCUUCCAGAAACCCUCGAGGACCACAACCCGACACCGAGCCAGAAGAUACGGGACCUGAGGACCAAGCUGAGUUGACCGAUUAUGAAGAGGAAAGAGAGGUCCCACUCAGCGCUUGGGUCCAUCUCAUGACAAAUCAUUGUCAAGUGAAAUGUGUCGGACCCACGACGAACAGCAAGCAAGACAACAUCAUAUACGAAGAGGAAGAGCAUGAUGACACCGAUGUCAAUACUAGCGAAGUGGAUUCUGAGGGACAAUUCUUGGAUGGCUCAGACGACGACCACCAAGACGACCUUGACCGAAUCAAUGAACUGAUCGCUGAGAUCGAAGAGGCAAAGUUGAAGAAGCUGAAAGCGGAGAAGGCAAGACUGGAGGCAAAGAAGGCGGCAAGCCAGUCUCCUCGUAAGAAGAAGCGCACCCCAACCCGGAAGAAAACUAGGGCAACCUCCCAGAGGAAAGUUCCCAUCGCAAGAAAGAGGACACUGAAGGGAACAGCGCCCAAACAAGUCACUAUUGAAGAAGGUAACAAUACUCUGAAGUCUCCCCCCCAGCCACCUACGACCGCCAGAAUACUCAAACCGGAGUUAGCGGCCGCUGAAACUCAGAACAAUCAGCCCAUCCUCCAAUCUGUCCUUGAAGCCAUCCAUCCCUACUUUGUAAAGCUUCAGGACUCAGCGGAUAAAAUGAGCAACGCAGCCAGACGGAUGGAACAAGAACGAGAAGAAGCAAGAUUGCGAAUGUCCGCUAUCAACAUGGGACAGGAACAACCACAUCCUUCUGGUCCAACUCUGGUGGAUGGGACCCGACCAAUCAGUGCCAACCCCAUCCACCAUCCAGCAUCAACGGCUCCAGCAAUAUCCCCUGAAGAACCCCUGAGGCCGGCUUUCCACCAGGCCACGAUCAAGAGCUACCAAGCGGACAGUUCUAAAGGCAAUGAGGAGGAAAUCCAUGGAGUUUCUAUUACAAGUCUAGAUAUCGAUCGAGCAAUGAUGCCGGAGGGUCUCAAGAACGCCGAAAUUAAAGGAUUGUGGGACAGAGCAAGCGAUAUGGCGGCAUUACCAGGUAAGUGCUCGCCAGGAGGGGGUGAUAGUGAAAGUGGUGGAGCAGGUGAGGAAGUGAUGAACCAGCUCCUGGAAACCUUUGGGUCGGACAGCACCAAGAUCGCCCUGCUAGACACUGGCUAUUGUCGAAAAGGUCGCCAUGGACUUGGCCUCAUCACCAGCAGCAACAAACUUCACGAAGCCUGCCAGAAGAUCCUCAAGAAAGAAGAAGACACCUUCAAGAAUCAACGCUUCCAGUUCUUACACUACCUGGUCCGACUAGGCUAUUCGACUGAAUUUGUGGAAGAUUACGUUGAACGAGGUCUGAUGCCCCGCAUCAUCAAGGAAACCUAUGUCAACUUCUUGGCCCUUCUCAACAAGAUCCGCCACAAAGAUAUGGGCUCGGAUGAAGCCUGGGAAGACUCGGAGGCCUACGUCAUACUCCAGGUCCACUCGGAGAAUCUCCUGGACAUCCGCACAAACUCCAACAGCAAGAAGAUGUUGCUCCUCCAAAAUUACAUCUACCUACGCGAUGCCCGCAAGAAGGACUUUGGCAGCAACACCAUCACUGAAAAGAACAUUGGAAGGGUCGACAAGAUGAAUCAGAAGCUCCAAAGGGAGUUGGAAUCUCUUCGGGCGGCCAAGGGUCGAGGAGGCCGGGAACCUACCAAGGACAAGGGCAGGGAAGGAGAUUCGACCCUCAAAAAGUGUUCUCAAUGCAAGAGUCGAACCCUGCACACUGCCUUGAAACUGGAGCACAACAAGACUGUUUGCCCCCUGGCAGGGCAUGCCGGCUCAUGGGCCAAGGUCGCGGCGGAAGAAGUUGCCACUGCCGUCUUAGCAAACAAAGAGCGCCCAGUUGGAGAUAUUAUCAAGGAAGUCUCAGACAACUGGCCCAAGAAAUCCUAA